Messenger RNA from Zalophus californianus (California sea lion), 3699 nucleotides. RefSeq names its product peptidyl arginine deiminase 1 (gene PADI1). NCBI's taxonomy places the organism in Eukaryota, Metazoa, Chordata, Mammalia, Carnivora, Otariidae. Gene Ontology annotation, molecular function: calcium ion binding; protein-arginine deiminase activity. Gene Ontology annotation, cellular component: cytoplasm. The record is from RefSeq and is a predicted model, not a curated record.
GAGAUAAGAAGUGCAGAGCCCAGGACCCAGGGGCACGGGAUGGCCCCGCAGAGACCUGUGCGGCUGUCCCUGAAGAAGCCCACCUAUGCCGUGUGUGUGGUGGGGGUUGAGACGUCUGUGGACGUUUACAGUGAUGUGCCCAAGGGGGCCAAGACCUUCGGAGUCUCUGGGAGCCCCGGAGUGGAGGUUUUCAUGGUCUACGACCCAGCUCGGGUGACGGUGCCCACAGGCAAGUCCCACUGGCCCCUGGACACCAACGUGGAGGUGACCGUAUCCGUGGAUGCAGCCAGUAAGGACUUACAUGAUCUCAAGGUGAAGGUGUCUUACUUCGGGCAGCAUGAGGGCAGUGUCCUGGGCCACAGCAUGCUCUACCUCACUGGUGUCGACCUCUCCCUCGAUGUCGACACGCAUCGCACGGGCAAGGUGAAGAGGAGCCACGGCGACAAGAAAACCUGGCGCUGGGGCCCCGAGGGCUAUGGGGCUGUCCUGCUGGUGAACUGUGACCGGGACAGUGUCACAUCCAGAGGGCCUGACCUCACCAACAGCCAGCUAGCAUCACUGGACGACCUACAGGACAUGUCCCCCAUGGUACUGAGCUGUGACGGCCCAGACAGGCUCUUCGACAGCCACAAGCUGGUCCUGAAUGUGCCCUUCUUGGAUUCCAGAAGAGUGGGGGUCUUCUGUGCUAGGGGUGGGAAUUCUCUGGAGGACUACAAGCAGGUGCUGGGGCCUCAGCACCUGUCCUAUGAAGUUGAGCGGCAGCGGGGGGAGCGGAAGAUCAGCUUCUUUGUGGAGGGACUCACCUUCCCUGACGCUGAUUUCUUGGGGCUGGUCUCCCUCAGUGUCAGCCUGGUGGACACGGAGACCCUGCCUGAGGUGCCCCUCUUCACAGACACCGUGGCCUUCCGCAUGGCCCCGUGGAUCAUGACCCCCAACACCCAGCCGCCCCUGGAGCUGUAUGCAUGCAGCGUGGCAGACUCUCACGGCCCAAAUAAGAAAUUUCUGGAAGACAUGUCUGACCUAGCGUUGAAAACCAACUGCAAGCUGAUCAUCUGCCCUCGGAUUGAAAAUCGAAAUGACCGCUGGAUCCAGGACGAGAUGGAGUUUGGCUACACCGAGGCCCCUCACAAGUCUUUCCCGGUGGUCUUUGACUCUCCCCGAAACAGAGGUCUGAAGCAUUUCCCCUAUAAGCGGAUCCUGGGUCCUGACUUCGGAUAUGUAACCCGGGAGAUCCCGUUCGCUGGCGCCUCCAGCCUUGACUCUUUCGGCAACCUGGAUGUCAGCCCGCCCGUCAGAGUGGGCGGCAAGGAGUAUCCCCUGGGCCGGAUCCUCAUCGGCAGCAGCUUCCCCAAGUCCGGUGGGAGGCGAAUGGCCAAGGUCGUACGGGACUUCCUGCAGGCCCAGCAGGUGCAGGCGCCUGUGGAGCUCUACUCCGAUUGGCUCUCUGUGGGCCACGUGGAUGAGUUCCUGAGCUUUGUGCCCACCUCUGACCAAAAGGGCUUCCGGCUGCUCUUGGCGAGCCCCAGCGCUUGCCUCAGACUAUUCCAAGAGAAGAAAGAGGAGGGGUAUGGGGAGGCCGCCCAGUUUGAUGGGUUAAGUCACCAGGUGAAUAGAAGCAUUAAUGAGAUGCUGGCAGACCGUAGUCUCAGGAGGGACAGUCUCUAUGUACAGAAAUGCAUCGACUGGAACCGGGAGGUGCUGAAGCGGGAGCUGGGCCUGACCGAGCGGGACAUCGUGGACAUCCCCCAGCUCUUCUCCCUGAAGGGCUCCUAUGCAGAAGCCUUCUUCCCUGACAUGGUCAACAUGGUGGUCUUAGGCAAGCACCUGGGCAUCCCCAAGCCCUUCGGACCCAUCAUCAACGGCCACUGCUGCCUGGAGGAAGGUGCGGUCCCUGCUGGAGCCGCUGGCCUCCAAUGUAUCUUCAUCGACGACUAUUUGUCCUACCACAAGCUGCUUGGGGAGAUCCACUGUGGCACCAAUGUGCGCCGGAAGCCCUUCUCCUUCAAGUGGUGGCACAUGGUGCCCUGAGCCUGCCUCCACCCGCCGUCUCCUCUUCCCACCUGCCAGGGAGCCCCGCCAGGGUGAGGGCAAGGAACCUCCACCCGGCCUCCAUCCUCUUAGGGGAGCCUCGGGCGCUUCUUCCCGAGUGCCUGCAAACGUGCUGGCCACUGCAGGCCUGGGGAUACGGCGGUGGGCAUCACACACCCUCACCUCUGGAGUGGCCUCCCUGGCCCGAGGAGGAUUGUUUUCGUUCCUCCCUCCCUCUUCCUGACCCAACACUCCCAGAGGUUCUGGAAAAGGGCAAUGGUCUUAACCUAUUCACGGCCGGCCGUGCAUGGUCACGGCAGGCGCCCCACUUUGAGUAGCUUCCCCUCUCUUCUGAUAUUCCUUUCAUGUCGGCACCAGGAAUGGGACCCAGAGGGCCUGGGCUCCCGGGUCGGGGCCUGGGCCUAGGGAACCUGUGGUUCUCGGAAGAGCAGGAGCAGGGAGGUGAGGCACCCCCCUUUUCUCUACCAGCUGUCCUCUCCUGCAGGCGACCCUCAAGCGUGACCUCCUGGUACCCCUCCACAUUUAUAGAGGCAAAUAAGGAUAGGAAAACCCAGCAUCUGAGGGCCUGUUUUAAAAAGAAAAGGCAACAAAACCCCUUUAAUACCUGACUCCAUCCUCAGAAGGGUGCUUGUUACCUGGUUAGAAAGCCUUUAAUUAUGAGUACUGGCUGCUUCCGGCCCCCAAACGCUGUGAGGCCAGAGAGAGGCCUCAGGGGGGCACACAGAGGCAGGCUGGCAGGAGGCCAGGGUGGCGCAGGAAGCCGAGGCCUGAGGACGAGCCGUGAGGCUUGCCCUCCUUGUCCUAUGUCCCCACUUUGGAUUUUGGACUCUGGAUGCGAAGCGGGGGCUGGCCGUUCCAGAUGUCACAGGGGGCAGGGGCCCAGAUGUUAGGAGAGGGAGGGGGGGGGGCCAUUAGGUUAUCUCUGAAGGUGGGGUUUAAUUUCCUUUAAUUGUCUUUAAUUAUUCCCCUUGGCCCUGCAGGCAGUGGAAGGGAAGGCUCGCCCAGUCCCUCUCGGCAGCCUGGAGACCCUGCACGCAGCCUGGGUUUCCCCUGUAGAGUCAACCCCGUGCCAGGCCUAUCCCCCCCUGCCCCCCCCCUCCAGAGGGGAGAAGAGAGCUGCUGCAGGGGGCUGGGGGCUGGUUAAGGCUGGCCCCGGGGGAGGCCACCGGGAUGUGCACGGGCAGCAGGCUGGGCCAGUGCCGGGCGAGAGGUGGUCUCUGCCUCAGGCAGGCACGGGAACAAGGGAGCCAGCCUGCCCCCUCCCCGCCACUGCCUCUGGGGCCAUCCGGGUGGCUCUCAGCCGCGGGCCUCCACCAGCGGGGCUGUCAGUGGCCCCUGGUAAGGCGGCGACUGGGCCAGCCAGCCACUGUUAAACUCUGUGAGCCAUGGAACACUGAGCAGUCAGAAACUUCCACGGAAAACGGACAUCUGAAGCAGAUGAAACAGAACUGCUCUGGUUUAAGAUGGCGAGGGUUGUGUAUCUGGGCUCUCCUCUUUCAGAAGACUCUGAGGACCCCAUUUGCAAGCCCCUGGUCUAAACUUUGCACUUUCUGCUCAUAACUAUGACCCAGCCUAGACCGAGCCAAGGCGAGAAGGGAAGCUCUUCCGGGGCCAAGGGCCUGCAGCCGGUGUUGAGAUUCCCCAGGGAAA